AGUAAGCUCAUACAAAACGGAUCAAUGGAGAAAAACAAGAACAACCGCGCAACUACAUACAUAGGUCAAUAGCUUUUGCGAAACCGCCGAUGUGCCAUCUGUUUAUCCACCACGUGUUGCAACAAAAUUAGCUGAUAGUUCAGCGCAGAUCAGCUAUUGUUAACUUUUUUCUUGGCUCCCUCGUCGAGUUGACCGUCGCAAUCCACCUAGUCCGAACUAUGAGAGCGAUCGAUGGCGAAACAGAAGUGGCUUGGACUGGCUGCAACAGUGGCUGCAACAUGCAAGCACUCAGCUGUGGACUACUGUUCAUUUAAUGCUAGGCACUUGUCGGACUGGUCAGUUGCGAAAUUUUCGCAAGCCACUCAAAUCCAGUUUUCCCGCCAACCGCAAGCUAUGGCGAAAAUUUUGAAAUCGUAGGUUUUCAUUCAGUUUUUAAGUGCUUUCCAUUGAUGUCGGUCGACAUUGAGAAGGCAUCGGUAGUUCCUAAAAAAUACACGGAUAACGCAGAGAAACACGAUGUUAAGUAUUAUGAGGGUGAUCGUGGUAUGGAUUGUGUUGUUUGGGACAUUGGCUUUAAGUGUAGUUCGAGGAGACGAUGGAUAUCUGACAGAGCCGCGUAAGUCCAGCCUGCUUGAGGUUUAACUGAAAUCGGUGAAUGGAAAUAAAUUUAAGAUGUAACUAACAUAGGUUUAGGGUCAUUUACAAAUAAUUCUCCACUAAAUAGAAUUUGUUUCUCUGUACUUUCGGCGUGUAAUUUAUGCUUUGCCUUGCACUCGAAAUGAACUCGAAAUCGCACCAAACUGAAACUGAACCUUAUGAACCGAACUGAACUGAAAUUAAAUUCUACUCGAACCGCAGCAGAUUACAUCAAAGAGUGUAGGAUAGCGGAGAAGGAUUUUGUCAACUGCUCGACACACAGCAUCCAGCAGCUCUUCGACAAACUCAAUGACGGAAUACCCGGGCUGACGAGUAUCAAGAGCUUUGAUCCCUUUUUCCUGCAUCGUAUCCGGAUUUCGCAGGGCAACAGUAAUGCAAUCAAUCUCAAAGUAGAGUUGGCCAACGUUAUGAUCACCGGAUUCGGUCACACGAACGUUCUAGAGAGCCAGGUCUUUAAGAAGGACUACAGCUGGAAGACCAUUUUCACCUUGCCCGAGAUGAAGCUCCAGGGGAACUACAGCCUGUUUGGCCGUAUCCUUCUCAUCCCGCUAAACGGGCGGGGGCAGGUAUUCCUAGACGCCGAGAACAUGACUGUGACUAUGCACACGAAAACUCGACUGUACUCUAAGGGCGGGUUCACAUUUUACAAUGUGACCAACCUGCGAGUGGACUUUAAAAUGGACGGACUUAAGUCGUAUUUCUCCAACCUCUUCAACGGAAACAAACAAUUGGAGGACAGCACCAAUAAAUUCUUCAACGACAAUUGGCGCAUGUUGGCGGAUGCUUUAUACACCGUCAUUACCCAGACCAUCGAGGACAUUCUAUUGGAUGUCCUGAAGAAAAUAUUCCAUUUUAUUCCGGCUAACUAUUUCGUCAGCGAUAUCCCAACCCCAGAGCAGCUGUAUGGGAAGAUUGCCGCCAAGCCCAAAUGAAGUGCUUCUUCACUGUGGACGGCAGUCCAGGAGGUGACGACCUGCAUGCCUUGGCGUGCGCGAGGAGACUCUAUGUAUAGCCGAAGAAUAGUGAUUGAGGUAGAAAACACAAUAAUGCUGUAAUUCAGCCAAUAAAGUUUAAGGGUCCUCUUUAAAAGAGUUUUACACAUGCCCAGACACGAAAGUCCUUCCGGAGACUAAGAUACUUUUUGCCUCCCGCAUUAGUGUCGUUCAACUGUUGCCUUAGCAAAAACUAACGACGGCACCUUACGACGGCCCGAGUCCAGCCUAGCCGACCCUCCUCAGAAACAUAUAUCAGGAUAGACGUCAGCAAAGGGACAAGCAGGACACAGGCUCCAACAAAAAUGCACUGCCAUUGCAUUCAGCGCUAUGAAGCCAUUAGCCGAAAUUAAAGGGAUGGGGUGGCUGUUGAGGGUAACCGCAAAGUCAAAACCAGAACCGGAAGUAAGGGAAGAGCCGCGUGUUCGAAUUAAUUGCUGCCGAAUCAGACCCAGGCCCCAAAUAAAUUCCCGUUUUUUACGAAUGCUUUUUCUUCUCGGCCAUUGGGCUCGUAACCUCCCAAUAAUAUGCUGCAGCUGCAGUUGUUGCUGCACUCGCAGAGGCUGCAGCCGCAAUUAAAACGUUUGUCGCUGCGGCAGCCAUUACAAAUGCCAAACAAUUAGUUUAAAUUUAAUGCGCAGUGCGUUUUUGGCCUGUUAGUUGCAAACAUUUUGCGGUGUGUGGUUUUUAUGCUCCUCGCUCUCUUCCUAGGGCCGAUACAUUUUUUGCAGGAUGCAAGACUGCCAAAGACUAAGCGACAAAUCCCGUGCGUGAUUGCAAUAAAUUUGCCAGCUUCCGGUAGCAAAGCAAGACGGAGUUUGCACAUAAGAUAAACAAAUAACAUCACGAACCGACGGAAAAGGGUUGAGUCCCGCCAGUUCACAACCCCUCUCUGACGAAGCUGCAAAAAACAAAAGUCAAAUAAACGAGCAAAAACUACUGCGACGUGGAGACCGCAGAUCCUAGCGCGCAAGUGGCUGUGAAAGUAUUUCAAUAUUCCCAGCAAAUAUUGUUCAAUAUUUACAGUGACGACUGAGAAUCGGUUCCAGCGCCGAACGACUGUCAGUUCACUGUGUUCAUGCUAAGCCUUAAUUUGGCCCAAAAGUAUGCAGACUCUUCAAAUAAACCGCCCGAAUGUAUACAUAAAACAAAACUAUAUUUUUAAUCAUUUGGCUUUACGAUAUAUAAUAAACAUCAUUAUAACGUAUCAU
Messenger RNA from Drosophila ananassae, 2860 nucleotides. RefSeq names its product circadian clock-controlled protein daywake (gene Jhbp6). The transcript has 4 exons. The record is from RefSeq and is a predicted model, not a curated record. NCBI's taxonomy places the organism in Eukaryota, Metazoa, Arthropoda, Insecta, Diptera, Drosophilidae. Bases 816 to 1589 code for a protein of 257 amino acids.